Messenger RNA from Botrytis deweyae, 1227 nucleotides. RefSeq lists its product as uncharacterized. The transcript is spliced from 3 exons. The record is from RefSeq and is a predicted model, not a curated record. The coding region runs from base 134 to 874 and encodes 246 amino acids. Lineage: Eukaryota; Fungi; Ascomycota; Leotiomycetes; Helotiales; Sclerotiniaceae.
AGUAUCGACGAUGUUCUCUCUUUCAAUUCAUCAUCAGCAUCAUCAGCAUCAGCAUCAGCUUCCACAUUCAUUCAUUCAUCCAUUCAUUCAUUCCAAAUCACCACAAUCGUUAAGAUCAGCAAUCUGAUUCAAGAUGUACUUCUCCAACGCAAAAUUCCUUUCUAUCCUCGCUGCCGCUGCAGCAGUCAAGGGUGCUCCCAUUGAGGAGAACACUAUUCAAGCUCGUGCCGUCGUUGAUCAUGACUCUAUCAAUCCAUGGCCAGAAAACGUACCUGGUAACGCCUUGGGUAACACUUUGAAGAGAUUCGAGCCAUUCCUUCACAUUGCUCAUGGUUGUCAACCAUACAGUGCGGUUGAUGGUUAUGGAAAUACCAGUGGUGGACUCCAAGAUACUGGCAAUGUCUCAGCCGGUUGCCGUGAUCAGAGCAAGGGUCAAACCUAUGUCAGAGGUGGCUGGUCUGGAGGUCGCUAUGGUAUCAUAUACGCCUGGUAUUUCCCCAAGGAUCAACCAGCGGCUGGAAACGUCGUCGGAGGCCAUCGUCACGACUGGGAGUACAUCGUCGUCUGGGUCAACAACCCUUCCGUCGCCAACCCCACCUUGAUCGGUGCCGCCGCAUCUGGUCACGGAAGUGUGAAGAAGACGACCAAUCCCCAACGCCAGGGUGAUAGAUUGAAGGUCGAAUACUAUGUCUCUUUCCCAACCAAUCACGAGUUGCAGUUCACCGACACAUUGGGCAGAGAUUUGCCAAUGAUGUGGUACGACUUCUUGCCAGCUGUUAGCAAGACAGCUUUACAGAACACCAGCUUCGGAAAGGCCGACUGUCCUUUCAAUGACCACAACUUCGCCAACAACCUCGCCAAGGCUGCAAUCUAGAUCAGUGUAGGCAAUAGUAUUUCCCGUAAUCCGUAUACGGGUUAGAUAAUGGUACGUAUCGAUUUUUCUUCGAAAUGUGCACGUACGUGGUAUGGAAUUCGAUACCACUGAUAAGAUACGGGAAUACGGAUCUCUGAUUGGCACGGAACAAGCCGAAAUACGCGAAUUUGAGGUUAUUCCCAGAUUUCAAUAAUAUCCAAUUAUAUAUUCAAUUGAAUUAUUAUUAAUUGAUAAUAAACUAUAUAUUAUUGAAUAUUUUGAUUUUUUUAAAUGUGAAUAUCAAUACUUUUUACAAAUUCGAUUGUUUUGAGAGGUUUAGAGAUAAUUAAGUAGUAUUUUUUUUUUAAUAUUUA